Messenger RNA from Besnoitia besnoiti, 300 nucleotides. RefSeq lists its product as uncharacterized. Bases 1 to 300 code for a protein of 99 amino acids. The record is from RefSeq and is a predicted model, not a curated record. The transcript has 2 exons. Lineage: Eukaryota; Apicomplexa; Conoidasida; Eucoccidiorida; Sarcocystidae.
AUGGUGCUGACUCUAAAAACAGCCGAUACUGAAGUCGCUAAUGCGCGGCUUCGCGGCACCGCCCGCGCCCGUGCAAAAGUGGUCGGAUCUGCCGAAAUGACCUCUGGCAACGGCGCUGGAAAGUACUGGGCGAUCGGGGCAGGUUUGAAAAAGAAAUCGGGAAAGAAUGACGAGCGAAGGAACGUCGAGACUGUACAGUUGCGCAUGUGGGGCCCAGGCGCGACGACACCCUGCCGCAAAGUGGAAUAUCACCUCUACCGAGAGCAGACAGGCGGUCCUCGGGUCGGACCUGAAGAGUGA